This is a messenger RNA of Mytilus californianus (California mussel), 2972 nucleotides long. RefSeq names its product T-box transcription factor TBX2b-like. Gene Ontology annotation, cellular component: nucleus. The transcript has 6 exons. The record is from RefSeq and is a predicted model, not a curated record. NCBI's taxonomy places the organism in Eukaryota, Metazoa, Mollusca, Bivalvia, Mytilida, Mytilidae. Gene Ontology annotation, molecular function: DNA-binding transcription factor activity, RNA polymerase II-specific; RNA polymerase II cis-regulatory region sequence-specific DNA binding. Bases 200 to 2260 code for a protein of 686 amino acids. Gene Ontology annotation, biological process: regulation of transcription by RNA polymerase II; cell fate specification; positive regulation of DNA-templated transcription.
CAUAUCACUUUAAUGACUAACAAAUAAUAUGCCUCGGCUAGUUUGAUAACACACAAUCUGGCGAUUUUCUCUAUAAUGGACUUAGAUUUUUCAUGGACAUUUUAAAUCAUAAUAGUUAAAGUUUUUAUUUGUGAAAUGACAAAUUAGUGAAAUUUAUUCGAAACUUAGCUUUUAAACAUUCUGUUGACAUCGAAAUUCAAUGAUUUAUCAGGGGUCUAAUCCAGAAAUGACUAUGGCAUACAAUCCGUUUAUAUUCCACAGACCAACAGAUUAUGGAUCCCUCCUGCAACAACAUUAUCUUCCUUCCGUUCAGCAUUCUGGACUACCAGCUUCUUUGUUUCCAAAGUUACAACAGAGUAUGGCACGGUCUACUCUAUCCCCAGGAGACUUAAUGCACCCUCUGUAUCAGAGGCCAAUUAGGAGUUUAGAACCUCCAGAAUCUGAAGUCCAAGAUGACCCAAAAGUCGAACUGGAAGGAAAGGACCUCUGGGAACAGUUUCAUAAACUUGGAACCGAAAUGGUCAUUACAAAGUCUGGCAGGAGAAUGUUUCCUCCUUGCAAAGUUAGAGUUUCUGGCUUAGACAAACGAGCGAAAUAUAUAUUGUUGAUGGACUUGGUUGCUGUUGAUGAUUGUCGAUAUAAAUUCCACAAUAGUCGGUGGAUGGUAGCAGGAAAAGCAGAUCCAGAAAUGCCAAAGCGGAUGUAUAUCCACCCGGAUUCUCCUGCCACUGGAGAACAAUGGAUGCAGAAAGUCGUUAACUUUCACAAACUAAAGCUGUCAAACAACAUUUCCGACAAAAGUGGUUUUACAAUCUUGAACUCCAUGCAUAAGUACCAGCCUCGAUUUCACUUGGUGAGAGCAAACGAUAUUCUGAAGCUACCAUAUUCAGCUUUCCGAACGUAUGUCUUCAAAGAAACGGAAUUCAUUGCUGUUACAGCCUACCAAAAUGAAAAGAUCACACAACUGAAGAUAAACCAUAACCCAUUUGCCAAAGGAUUCAGAGAUACUGGUGGUGGAAAAAGGGAAAAAAAGCGAAUGCUUCUUCACUCUACAAACCAACAUCACGUGGAUACUUCCCACACAGACGACACCCAUAGUGAAGAAGAUGACAACGAAGAUGCUGACAUCUGCGUCGAUGACGACGUCGAUGACAAAAUGGAGAAGAAAGAGACAUUGACUUGUUUGCCAACUUCACAAGAUACAAUGGUAAAGGAAAAGUCAAAAACCUCUGAAACUGAAACUCACCAGGAAUUGGAACUUAAAGACAAAGCACAAGUACAAACUGAACACAUUGAAUUGAGAACUUCAGAAAGUGAAGAGGAAUCUGAUGCUUGUCAAGGAGAAAUAUGUAAAAGCGGGACACCCGUUACAAAAGCUCUGUAUAGACCACACGAAUUAGUUGAUCAUGGACGAGAAAAUCCAACGGUUUUAAGAACAGUAUCACCACCAAUGAAUGUGGACAGAACAAGUAAAUCCAUACAAAGUGACAAUUCAGAAACAGACUCAAAAUUAGAUUCUCCGACCAAGAGUAGAUCGCCAGACAGUCCCGUUGUAUCACGACAUCAUGGAUCAAGUCAUAAUUUUUUGUCUAAAGAUUUUUCUAGUCCCCCAAAUGUGACAAUAGUGCAACCAUCAGCUUCUCAUUCAAUGUUUCCGUUCUUUUAUCCAUAUUCGUCUACAUCAUCCGGAAUGCCGUAUUCCCUUAGUCCGAUGUUGUUACCAGGAAACCCUUCUUUACCACCAGGUUUACAGCUGCCGUUUAUUCCUACCUCUAGACAUUCAGAAAUGGGUCAUUUGUCACCAAGUCAUUCGCACGCGCAUGCUCUGUCUACACUAAAUCAGCUGACAUUACAAAAUCACAUGUUAUCACAAAGUUAUUCUAGUCUUAAUUCUGAACUAAGCGGAGGAGGUGCUUUAUCUCCAAAUCAAGUAUCUAAUACAACAGUGGGACCUAUCUUUCCUUCACGCACUAGUCCAAGAUACUCACCGUAUUCAUUACAGUCAUCAAAAACAUUUGUGCCUAGUACAUCACCGAUUUCCGGUUCCGGUAGUCAAUUGAGAAAUGAGGCAGAAGGUAAUGGCAUUAGUCGACCAUCGCCCAUUCGACCACGCAGUCCGCUAGGCCAUCGUUUGCCAUAUCAAGGAAUGUCAAGUUCUUCAAAUCCUAAUAAUGAACUGAGGCACAUGGAAAGAAUGCUUAAUGUACUGGACAGAAAAAGAAUGGAAUCACACGAAAGAUCAAUGGCCGAUGUUCAUUAAUCAUUGUCUAUUAAUUUACAGUAUUGUUAUCAAACAUUUUCGUUUGUUUUAUAUCGUUUUCUGGAAAAAUCAAAAUAAUUUUACUACUUUAAAAACAAUUCAGAAACUUAAUCAAACAUGAAAAUAAACAGUGCUAUAUGUACAGCUUCUGUUACAUACCUGACAGAAUUUAGUGCUAGUAUGAUUGAAAAUCCAAUUUUAUGAUAUAGGUAAUCAUCUUUCGCAAUUACAUACGUGUAUAAUUUAUUAUUCAGGUUCCUUUUUUGCCUUUCAUUUUAGAUUUUCAAGUUUGAAAAGAAAAUUGAAAAUAACAAUCAGGAUUGUGCUAUGUUACUAAGGUGAAAACCUUUUUUCUCUAGUCAUUUUACGCAAAUUAUUAAAUGUUUCUGUUGCAAUAUCUGGUCAUUAGUUAUGUACAACACAAACUUUUUUUCUUUUUUCAUUCAGUCUGCAAUACAUUUUUCUGCAAGUUUUAAUCGUAUUCUUGGAAAAUAUUUCCUUUCAAACAACAUAAAAAUGAGAAUUAAAUGUUGUGCAAAAUAUUAAUGUUUAAUCCAGAAUAUCUCAAUGUGGAAAAAAUAAAAGAAAUAGGAAAAAAACAAAUGUAUAUGUGUAAAAUUAUUUAUUAUGAUGUUGUGAUAUUUGUUAUUAUGUUUGUAUUUCUGCAUUAUGAUAAUCAAAACAGAGAAACAAAUAAAACAUUAAAAUUAUA